Molecule: messenger RNA, 4248 nt
Organism: Xyrauchen texanus (razorback sucker)
Lineage: Eukaryota; Metazoa; Chordata; Actinopteri; Cypriniformes; Catostomidae
Product: mucin-2-like
Exons: 3
Coding region: 28-3078 (1016 amino acids)
Source: RefSeq, a predicted model, not a curated record
ACAACUACAACCACACCAUCAACAACAAUGCCUGCACCUACAACUACAACAGUUCCAACAACUACAACCACACAAUCAACAACAAAAUCUACAGGUGAACCAACAAUGCCUGCACCUACAACAGUUCCACCAACCACAACAAAAGCACCAACAAGUACAACCCAACAAACGACACUUGCACCAACGUCUACAGAUCAAAUCAUGCCUGCACAUACAACAACAAUUUCACCAACUACAACCAUACUACAGACAUCAACUACAACCACAAUAUCAUCAACUACUUCACCAACAUCUACAACUCAACCAACAACGCCUGCACCUACAACUACAACAGUUCCAACAACUACAACCACACCAUCAACAACAACAUCUACAGCUGAACCAACAACGCCUGCACCAACCACAACAAAAGCACCAACAAGUACAACCCAACAAACGACACUUGCACCAACCUCUACAGAUCAAACCAUGCCUGCCCAUACAACAACAAUUCCACCAACUACAACCACAAUAUCAACAACUACUGCAACAACAUCUACAACUCAACAAACAACGCCUGCACCUACAACUACAACAGUUCCAACAACUACAACCACACAAUCACCAGCAACAUCUACAGCUGAUCCAACAACGCCUGCACCUACAACUACAACAGUUCCACCAACCACAACAAAAGCACCAACAAGUACAACCCAACAAACGACACUUGCACCAACCUCUACAGAUCAAACCAUGCCUGCACAUACAACAACAAUUUCACCAACUACAACCAUACCACAGACAUCAACUACAACCACAAUAUCAACAACUACUUCACCAACAUCUACAACUCAACCAACAACGCCUCCACCUACAACAACAGAUCCUACAACAGCACCAACUACAAACCAUCAACUAACAACUACUUUGCCAACAUCUACAACUCAACAAACAGCACCUGCAACUACAACAGUUCCAACAACUACAACCACACCAUCAACCACAACAUCUACAGAACAAACAACAACGCCUGCACCUACAACUACAACAGAUCCACCAACCACAACAAAAGCACCAACAAGUACAACCCAACAAACGACACUUGCACCAACGUCUACAGAUCAAACCAUGCCUGCACAUACAACAACAAUUCCACCAACUACAACCAUACCACAGACAUCAACUACAAUAUCAACAACUACUGCAACAGCAUCUACAACUCAACAAACAACAACUGCACCUACAACAACAGAUCCUAAAACAACACCAACUACAACCACAAUAUCAACAACUACUUCACCAACAUCUACAACUCAACCAACAACGACUGCACCUACAACUACAACAGUUCCACCAACCACAACACCACCAACAAGUACAACCCAACAAACAACACUUGCACCAACGUCUACAGAUCAAAACAUGCCUGCACAUACAACAACAAUUCCACAUACGACAACCAUACCCCAGACAUCAACUACAACCACAAUAUCAACAACUACUUCACCAACAUCUACAACUCAACCAACAACGCCUGCACCUACAACUACAACAGUUCCAACAACUACAACCACACCAUCAACAACAAAAUCUACAGGUGAACCAACAAUGCCUGCACCUACAACUACAACAGUUCCACCAACCACAACAAAAGCACCAACAAGUACAACCCAACAAACGACACUUGCACCAACGUCUACAGAUCAAAUCAUGCCUGUACAUACAACAACAAUUUCACCAACUACAACCAUACCACAGACAUCAACUACAACCACAAUAUCAUCAACUACUUCACCAACAUCUACAACUCAACAAACAACGCCUGCACCUACAACUACAACAGUUCCAACAACUACAACCACACCAUCAACAACAACAUCUACAGCUGAACUAACAACGCCUGCACCAACCACAACAAACGCACCAACAAGUACAACCCAACAAACGACACUUGCACCAACCUCUACAGAUCAAACCAUGCCUGCACAUACAACAACAAUUCCACCAACUACAACCACAAUAUCAACAACUACUGCAACAACAUCUACAACUCAACAAACAACGCCUGCACAUACAACUACAACAGUUCCAACAACUACAACCACACCAUCACCAGCAACAUCUACAGCUGAACCAACAACGCCUGCACCUACAACUACAACAGUUCCAACAACUACAACCACACCAUCAACAACAACAACAUCUACAGCUCAACCAACAACGCCUGCACCUACAACUACAACAGUUCCACCAACCACAUCAAAAGCACCAACAAGUACAACCCAACAUACAGCACUUGCACCAACGUCUACAGAUCAAACCAUACCUGCACAUACAACAACAAUUUCAUCAACUACAACCAUACCACAGACAUCAACUACAACCACAAUAUCAACAACUACUGCAACAACAUCUACAACUCAACAAACAGCGCCUGCACCUACAACUACAACAGUUCCAACAACUACAACCACACCAUCAACAACAACAUCUACAGCUGAACCAACAACGCCUGCACCUACAACUACAACAGUUCCACCAACCACAACAAAAGCACCAACAAGUACAACCCAACAAACGACACUUGCACCAACCUCCACAGAUCAAACCAUGCCUGCACAUACAACAACAAUUCCACCAACUACAACCAUACCCCAGACAUCAACUACAACCACAAUAUCAACAACUACUGCAACAACAUCUACAACUCAACAAACAACGCCUGCCCCUACAACUACAACAGUUCCAACAACUACAACCACACCAUCAACAACAACAUCUACAGCUGAACCAACAACGCCUGCACCUACAACUACAACAGUUCCACCAACCAAAACAAAAGCACCAACAAGUACACCUACAACAAUGGCUCAACCUGCAUUCACACAUCAACCAACAACAAUUCCAUCAGCAGUUACAACAUCUACAUCUUAUUUUGACCAAGAUUUGACAGUACUUUCCUCUGCUACUUUCAAGAUGAGAUUCUUUGAUGAAUCAAGCAAUGAAGUCAUCACAUAUAUUGAAAAGUUUAUCAAGCAAGCUAACAUUAAAGGGACUAUCAAGAUUACUGUGAAGAAUUCAAGAAAAUUGUUUCCCUAAGGAUCUUACAUGGACAAUGUACAGUAUUUCAUUUAAAUGUUUGUAUAAAGAAAUCAAUGGAGUUGCCAUUAUGCAAAUGAACACAUUUUCACUGCUGAGUUGUAAAAAUUAAGUUUGUUUUUAACAAUGAUUAUAAUCUAGCUGAAACUCUUUGAAAAACGAGUCUUGAUUGUUAGUUAAGGAGCAGUAUAGCUGUCAAAGUGAAAAUUUAAAAGUUGGUUUAAAACUAAAAUGUACAUCUUGCAAUAGAUAGGCCUAGAUACAAAGUAGGCCAACAACAAAUGUGCACAUUUUAUGUACAGUACUUUUUGUUGCUAAUGUAAAUUUGAAAAACAUUUAAGCAAUGGCAUGAUGAAGCACUGAUCAAGCAAUAUAAAAUGCACUUGAUUAAAUCCACCAUUGCUCAUUUUUUUAAGUAAUUCAGUCCACACAGUGGUCAUCUUGGGUAGCUUACAAAACAUUUCAGCCAAGCUGAUGUUUUGAUAACAUGUCAAUCACCAAAAAAAAACUCUGCCAUAGGGCACCUACACUCUAAGGUCCGACUGUGAAUUUGGUGACUAGGAAUGCGUAAGAUCCAAGGGUCUGGAAAGAGCCAUAUCAUUUUGAAAUUUAGCAGGAAAGUACAUGGACUUUUGAAAAUACAACUAGACCUGAAUCCUAAUUGGGUCUCUGAACUUGUCAAUGCAUGUCAGAGCACAUUGCAGCUAAAGUUUGCCAAGCAUUUUAGCCAAUAUGAUGUGUUUUGAAAUGCUCUUAAUAUUUUUCUUUUGUUUGAAGAAAAGAACAUGUAACCUUAAUAUUAGAAAUUCUUUGGUGAUAAAUUAACAGACAAUUAUAACACUUAUUUUUGCCAGUAUUUUCAUGCCAUGACAGAAUUCAUAUUUUAAAUGUUCUUUAAAUGAUGAAAAAAAUGUGUGCUGCUCAUUUACUAUGUAAUCCACAAGUCUUAAUAUCCAUAACAUGGAUUUAACAUGGAUGUAAGCUGACCACAGAUGAUGAAGUUUAGUCUUGAACUGGUAAGAAAUAUUAUUAUAUGAACUAUUGUAAAAAUAGUAUGUAUAUAUAAUUUACACUUUAAUAUAAAGGUUAGAUUUCAGCUCAUCAAAUUAUGCAUAUUACACAAAUGACACAUUUCUGACCUAAAUUCCUCAUUUCAAGUUAACUCCACUA